AACUGAACGAAAAGAGACGUAGUGCCUGUUGCUGUUUGAAAAUAAACGCGCGAUCGUUCUGAAUUUUGUGUUAAAUUUAAAUCUGUCUGCUUCCAAUACAUUUUAUAAAAGGAUUAUUUAUCGAUUUGGAAUAAAUGCUUUAAGAUUAAUUAAUCUUUUAAAUUAAGUACAUAAUAGUGUUGUCUAAGUGUCUCUUACAUCAAUCAAAAUGACAAUUGAUAACAACAAUAAAGGAGAAAUGGAAGUAGGAUUAAAGAGGCACAUGGGCCUUUUAGCAGCCGUUAAUGUCAUCUUGAAUGUCAUGAUUGGAAGUGGAAUCUUUGUAAGUCCACAAAAUGCUUUAAAGUUUUCCGGGAGUGUUGGUGCUUGUCUGCUAGUAUGGCUGAUUUGUGGAAUCAUAUCACUUAUUGGUGCUCUCUGUUUUGCUGAACUUGGAAGUGUCGUACCCAAAUCUGGUGCUGAAUAUGCAUAUUUAAUGGAAGCAUUUGGCAAAAAGAAAAACUUUUGGGGUCCAUUGCCUGCAUUCGUGUGUGCUUGGGUUUAUGUGCUGAUUUUAAGGCCAGCAGAGAUUGCAAUUAUUAUUCUGACAUUUUCUGAAUACUCAAUUCAGCCGUUCCAUAGUAUAUUAGGCCUCGAAAAUUUAAGUGCUGAUCAAAAAUCAAAUUUAGUGAAACUUUUUUCGUUUCUUACAUUAGCAAUAAUCACAUACAUAAAUCUUACGAGUGUAAAAUUGUACGUUAAACUUAACAACAUUUUUGGUUUUGCAAAAGUAUUUGCAUGCUUUAUCGUUAUCGCUGGCGGUGCUUAUCAUUUAAUCCUUGGCAAAACAUCUAAUUUACAGUCUGGAUUUGAGGGAACCAAUUUAAAGUUUGGAUUUAUCUCACUUAGUUUAUAUAACGGAUUAUGGAGCUUCGAUGGCUGGUCUAGUGUGACAACAAUUACUGAGGAAAUCAAAUCACCACACAAGAACAUUCCAAGAUCAAUUUUGAUCGCUGUGCCUUUAGUCACUUUACUUUAUGUGUUCAUGAAUGUUGCUUAUAUGGCUGUGCUAGAGAAAGAUGAAAUGAUAAAUUCAGCGGCUGUUGGAAUCUCAUUUGCAGAGCAAGCUCUUGGACCUGUUGGAUUUUUAAUUCCAAUCGGCGUUGCUCUAUCGACUUUUGGUUGUGCCAUGAGUAUACAAUUUGGUGUGACAAGGCUAUGCUUUGUUGCUGGAAGAGAGGGUCACAUGUUGGAACCGCUGUCAUACAUUCACGUCAAGAAACAUACCCCAGCACCAGCAGUUUUUCUUCAGGGUGUAUUAUCAGUCAUAUUCUUAUCAGUUGGAGAUAUUAGUGCAUUAAUUGAAUUUGCAUCAUUCCUUAUUUGGUUCUUCUAUGGAACAGCAUGCGUUUGCCUGCUAGUUAUGAGAAAGACUCACGCUCAUGUUGAACGAUCUUACAAAGUGCCAAUCAUUCUUCCAAUAAUCACAUUAUGUGUAUCAGUAUUCCUUGUUCUUACUCCAUUAAUUGAUGAACCAGAUAUAAAAUAUUUAAGUGCCGUUGGAUUUAUACUAAGUGGAGUUCUUGCUUAUGUACCUUUUGUAUAUUACAAAGUAAGGCCGCGAAUCAUGGAUGAAUUUACACAAUUUAUCCAAUUAUUCUUCAUGGUUGUGCCUACAACGAAUCUUGAGGAUGAAAAUUGCAACACUAUUGCUAAUGAUGAAAAGAUUCAUUGAUAUUUUGUGUCAUUUAGUGAUGAUUGGGGUGUGUGACGAUGCUGGAUUUAGAUAAGGAGUUGAGUAAGAUAAGAUAAAUUAAGGCAGCUUCUAAAUUAAUAAAGUUAAAUUUAGAUCCAUAAAAUUCACACCCCCUUAAAAAUGAUAAUUAACUUAGGUAAACACAUCGAAUGCAUGAAAAACUCAUCAUCUCAUUUCCUAUAAUAUAAACUUUGUAGUUUUUUACUGAUUUGUCUUUAUAAGAUUAAUUAAUUAAGCUUAAGAAUGUGUCAAU
Molecule: messenger RNA, 1988 nt
Organism: Chironomus riparius
Lineage: Eukaryota; Metazoa; Arthropoda; Insecta; Diptera; Chironomidae
Source: the annotation of a GenBank genome assembly